Molecule: messenger RNA, 9143 nt
Organism: Cheilinus undulatus (humphead wrasse)
Lineage: Eukaryota; Metazoa; Chordata; Actinopteri; Labriformes; Labridae
Gene: smg7
Product: SMG7 nonsense mediated mRNA decay factor
Exons: 23
Coding region: 96-3695 (1199 amino acids)
Biological process (GO): nuclear-transcribed mRNA catabolic process, nonsense-mediated decay
Cellular component (GO): telomerase holoenzyme complex
Molecular function (GO): protein binding; telomeric repeat DNA binding; telomerase RNA binding
Source: RefSeq, a predicted model, not a curated record
GACAGGAACAAGAUGGCGGCGGUAGCAGCGCUAGCAGCAGCGUUAGCCUCUGCUCCGGUCCUCCUUGUUGUCUGAGAGACUGGAGAGCCGACAGGAUGAACCUCUGCGCCCAGUAUCUGCGACAGGCAGAGGCCCUGAAGGCUGACAUGACAGAUUCAAAGCUGGGGGCGGCAGAGGUCUGGACGUCUCGGCAGGCUCUGCAGGAUCUGUACCAGAAGAUGCUGGUCACGGACCUGGAGUACGCCCUGGACAAGAAGGUGGAGCAGGACCUGUGGAAUCAUGCUUUUAAGAACCAGAUCACCACCCUGCAGAGCCAGGCCAAGAACAGAGCCAACCCCAACCGCAGCGAGGUCCAGGCCAACCUGUCGCUGUUCCUGGAGGCCGCCAGCGGCUUCUACACACAGCUGCUGCAGGAGCUCUGCACCGUGUUCAAUGUGGACCUGCCGUGUCGCGUCAAGUCGUCCCAGCUCGGCAUCAUCAGCAAUAAACAGAGCAGCAGCAGCGCCAUCGUCACGCCGCAGCCCAGCUCCUGCUCCUACAUCUGCCAGCACUGCCUCGUCCACCUGGGAGACAUCGCUCGUUACCGGAAUCAGACCAGCCAGGCGGAGUCGUACUACCGACAUGCAGCUCAGCUGGUCCCUUCAAACGGCCAGCCCUACAACCAGCUGGCCAUCCUGGCCUCCUCUAAGGGAGAUCACCUCACCACCAUCUUCUACUACUGCCGCAGCAUCGCUGUCAAGUUCCCCUUCCCAGCAGCCUCCACCAACCUGCAGAAGGCGCUGUCCAAGGCUCUGGAGAGCCGUGACGAGGUGAAAACCAAGUGGAGCGUGUCAGAUUUCAUCCGGGCCUUCAUCAAGUUUCACGGCCACGUGUACCUGAGUAAGAGUCUGGACAAACUGGACACUCUGAGAGAGAAACUGGAGGAGCAGUUUCAGAGGCUGAUCCUACAGAAAGCCUUCAGCUCUCAGCAGCUCGUCCACAUCACCGUCAUCAACCUGUUUGAGCUCCAUCACCUCAGAGACCUGACGGCCGACAGCAGCGAGCAGAGCUACAGCAGCGAGCAGCAGAUCAGCUGGUUCCAGCUGCUGGGACUCUUCAUGUCCUUCCUGGGCGUCAUGUUCAGCCGUGCUCUGCUCAAUAAGAGCCGUGGGGAGGAGAUCAUGGGAGAGUGUCCUCUUCCUGCCAUCAAAGUGUCCCUGGACUGGCUCAGACUGAGGCCCAGCGUCUUCCGUGAGGCAGCCGUGGAUCAGAGGCAGCAUAUCUGGCCCUGGCUGGUCUCCAUCCUCAACAGUUUCCAGCCCAAAGAGGACGACGUGUCGUGUUCUUCAGUGAUGCCCCUGCCAGAGGAGUUUGAGCUGCAGGGUUUCUUGGCACUGCGGCCCGCGCUCAGGGCUCUGGACUUCACUAAAGGUCACCAGGGGAUUCUGGUGGACAGAGACGGUCUGCCUGUCCACACCCGACAUCAGAGACUCAUCAGUCUGGGGAAGUGGGUCGCCGACAACCAGCCAGGGCUGAUCCAGUGCAGAGUGAGCGAGGACGGCCUCCUCGUCUUCUUCACCGACAUUCCAGAGCAGGCCAUCGAGGAGCCGCAGGAGAAGGAGGCGCCGGUGCUGCAGGAGUCGUCGAACGGCGAGCAGACGGCCAACGACGGUCUGAACUCCGGUCUGAAGUCGGUGCUGUCGGCGGGGAAGACGCAGAGCUCGUGGCCGGACGGCGGCGACCGUCCCGUCGUCACCUUUAAGGAGAACAUCAAACCGCGGGAGCAGAGCCGUGAGCCGACACGAAACCACCACCUGAAGGACAGCGGGAAGGAGCGGCGAGACUUCAGCAAAGGAAACGGGGCUGCUGGGAAAGGAGAGCUGAAGAGGGACGGGAAGAGGAAGAGCGAGCUGAAGAAGGCUGCUCAUGAGAAGACGCCUGACGCCGUUAAACAGGUGAAAGCGCAGACGGAGCUGAGGAAGACUCCGGUGUCUGAGACCAAGAAGACUCCUGGGACCCAAACUCAAACCACCUGCUCCUCCCAGUUCAUCCCCAUCCACCAUCCUGGAGCCUUCCCACCGCUACCCAGCAGACCCGGGUUCCCUCCCUACGUGAUCCCUCCCCCAGUGGCGUUCCCUGGCCUCCAGGUGAAUCCAGGCUUCACCUUCUCCACCGGCGUGUCUGUCCCCGCCCCCUUCCUCCAGCCGGGCGUCCACACUCAGGCUGGCAGCCAGGCGGGGAAGCAGUCCCACAUUCCCUACAGCCAGCAGAGGCCCUCCGGUCCCGGUCCGGGUCAGGGGCCGGGGACCGCGGGCCAAGUCCCGGGGGCAAUGACCCAGAGCGCCUCUCAGAAUCAGCAGCCGCAGAGCCAGACGCCCUCCCAGCAGGCUUUGCAGCAGACGGUCCAGCUGCAGGUUCAGGCCAUGAGCCAGCAGCAGCAGUCUCCCACUAAACCGGGGCAGCAGGUCGGGAUGGGGAAGAGUCCACCUCACCACCCGGGUCUGCAGCAGUACAUGCAGGUCCAGGACCAGCCGGCUCAGAUGUGGAACCAGGCUCAGGCCGCCCUGCAGAAAGUUCCCACUCUGCAGAUGUCCAUGAAGCAGCCUCAGACGCAGCAGCAGCAGCAGGCCUUCUACAUGGCAGCUCAGGACCCUCUCAAACUGUACGAGUCCCAGCUGCAGCCCCCCACCCAGCAGCAGCUCCCCAACAUGGACAAGAAGAUCAAGUACCCCAACGUCAAGAUGCAGGACUUCUACUGGGAGCCCUCCUACAGGUUAGGAGACGGGCUGGCCGUCAUGGCCGACAGGAUGAAGAGGCCUCCUCCAGGAGGAAUCUGUCCGGACCAGGACCCCUCUGCCGGGCCCCGGGGACCCCCGUUUGAGGACAACAAGAGCUCGCCUCUUCUCCCUCCUGACCUGUUAAAAAGUCUAGCAGAUUUUGAGGAGGAGGAGGAGCUGGUCUUUACUAAGCCUCCUGAUUUCUUCCAGGCUUUGGCCGGCCCUCUUAGCACUGCUCCUGGACCAAACAUAUUUCUGCCAAACCAGACCAGGAUGGAGAGCGGCCCUGAGGUCGUCAGCCAAUCAUCUUCUCUCCUGCCCAUCUCUGGGUUCCCCAUGCAGGAGUACAAUCAGAACAGCAUCUUCAGUCAGGCCUACGGUAAGAACCUGCCCCCCAGCUCCAAGCCUGAUGCUCCCAUGAUGCACCAGGAGCCGUCUCUGUACUCACUGUUUGAGGGGACUCCAUGGUCGCCCUCCCUCCCCGCCAGCUCAGAUCACUCCACCCCAGCCAGCCAAUCCCCUCACUCCUCCAACCCCAGCAGCCUGCCAUCCUCCCCUCCAACACACAACCACGGAGCCAUGCCCUUCUCCAACUUCGGGCCCAUCGGCACGCCGGACAGCCGGGACCGCAGGGUGAUGGACCGCUGGAAGGCCGACAAGACCGGAGCGGUCAGUGGGUUCGGUCUGGACUACCUGCCAGCUGCAGCUUCCUCUGCAGCCUCAGACACCAGCUGGCACCAGGCUGGACCAGCGGGAGGCUCCUGGACCAAUCAGGAGUCUCCCAUGGAGGAGUCGUCCUCCACCGUGCUGCUCGAUAGCCUCAAGUCCAUCUGGUCGAGCUCCAUGAUGCAGCCGGGCCCGUCGGCGUUGGAGCAGCUCCUCCUGCAGCAGAAACAGAAGCAGCAGCGAGGUCACGGCGCCAUGAACCCGCCUCACUGAACGGCCGGCCGCGACGGCGGCGCUUUGUGUUCUGACGUCAACGAAAACCCACCACCAGGAGAAACGGGAGGAAAACGGAAGUUUGACGAAGACGAGCUCCAAAUAAAACGGAAAAUUAAACCGGUGAGAAACGGUGGAGGCUGGGGAGGCCACACGACCCCCCGACGAGGCUGAAACACCACCCCCACCCCCCCCUCGCUGUCGAGGAGCGGGGAGCCCCUCAUGGAUCGGAGGGCGCGGGAUCUCUUCUAACGCGGCGCCAGCCGCCAUAACCGCCAGGUUCCCUUUGACCUGCGGAAAAUCUGAACUUUGAGGAACACGACACCCCCUCAUGACCUCUGACCUCCGUUAUAGACGGACACUACGCCUCAUCACGAAGAACUCUCUCUCUGUAGACUAAAAAAAUAAAGUAAAAAACCUCGUGGACGUCUGAUUGGUUGGUCAGAGCGCCUGUUUUUAGCGUCUCUGCCACCACAGACAGAAGCGAGGCACCAAUGAGAGAGAGCGAGGACGGCGUGGUGGUCGAGGUCAGAAUAGACUGGACUUUGUGAUCUCUGCGUUCAUUUUCAUCUCUGAGGAGGAGGAGGAGGAGUCUGCGUGUCUGAAGGGUGAAGGAGAGGACGGCUGAUUGGUUCAGCUGUUUAAAUAUAUAAAUAAAUAAAUAUAUCGCCAUAGUUGGACUUUAACGGCCCGUCUCUUAGCCGUGUGGAAGGAGCGCCCGCUCACUCGCUCGCUUGAUAUCUGUUUUUGAAGGAAGAGAUGAUCGUCCCGAUGACAGGACGGCCUCACGGUGCCGGGGGAGCGAAGGAGGCGGGGCCAAGACCAUAAACGCAGUCACUCGUAGGGAUAGUUUAACCUUUAGCUUCAAGAGAUUGCAGAUAUUAACAAACAAACUGUAUUUUGUGAUUUGUUGGUAGCAGUUUUAGCUUCACGCCGUCUGAGGCGAUCACAGCUCUGUCUAUUAGCUUCCUGCUUGGAUCUUUCUGGAGUUUUCUUCCUCUCUGGCUCUUCUUCCUCUUCUUUCUUUACUUAAUGAAGAAAAAAACUAAAGGUGUAACCCUGCUCGCUUAUUUAUCCUGUAUUUACUCUUUCUUUUUGUUCCUCUUCUGCCUUUUUACCAGUUUUAAAGCAGCUCUGCCGGCUCUGCUCGUACCGCCGUAACGGUUAGCUCAGUGUUAGCAAGACGUUAGCCGUGGUUAGCACCAGACAGAUGGACAGACGGCUCAGCCUGAAUGUUUCCAGCUAUCUUUUCUUCUAAAAGCUCUCCUGCAGCUCGACCGUGUACAGCAGAUUUUCGUCUGGAAGCCCUGCAGCGCCGCUAUCACUGACAGCAUGAGACGCUAGCAGGAGAAUUCAGCGGUUUCCUUUCAGUGUCCCAGCAGUUAGCUCGGGACACUCUGGGACAUGGCCCGACACUUUAUCCCCAUUUUCCUGUCCCUAUUUUCCCUUCUGUUGACACGGGCGAGGAAUAAAGGAGAUCUGGUCGGAGCUUGGACUGUCCUACAGGAAUAUUUUCACGUUUUUUCUCUUUUCGCUCACAAAGCGUGUUAGCUCAUUUUACAGAGAGAGUGAUAAGUGAUUGAUAAUAUCAGUUCCAGUGGUAGAGAUGUUUAACUCUGACUUGUUAUCACAUAAAACUGUUAGAUCCCCACAUUCAGACUCAACUAUGGAAAACUUUUAUUUCCUAAUCUGAGGUAAAAAUGUCAGAAAUCAAAGUCAGAACUGUGAGAUUUCUUAGAUCGAAGAUGGAAUUCUGAGAUUAGAGUCAGACUUUAACCUAAGAAUCUGGUCUUUUUUAUCUCAGAGUUAAAAAACAGUUUGAUCUGAAAGAAAAAAAAAUGUAGUGGCCCCUAAAUCUCAUCCAUACCCCAAAUCCAAGGCACCACACUUCUGUUUCCUCCCCUUCAAAAUAAAAGCGCUUGAUGCCAUCUUGAUGAAGCAGAAACUGAAAUGAACAGGGCAGAGUAAUCGGGGUGAUAUCGGACUUUCUGUUAGGACUCUGUGUUACUAGACUAGCAAAUCCAGGAACUAGGAGAGCCAAAUUCAGGAACUAAAUGGAGCUAUUAGUGCAGAAAGAUUUGAUCAGAGUAGUCGUAGCCCUGAAAAUGUGCUGUGCUGUUCAAGCUGCAGGAGACGGUUAUUAUUUCCCUUCCUUCUCCUUUUCAUUUAGAAAGGGGAAAAAAUAUAAACUAACUUUAUUCAAACGGUUCUCAUUGAUUUGAUGAUUAGUUCAGAAAGAAGAUACCAUAAUGACGUGGAGGUAGGAGGCUGUUUCAUAUCAGCUUCUAAUCAGUCUGCAUAAAAAGCAGCAAAUUCCUCAAUAAUGUCCUCGGGCUGCCUGUUUUGGUUCUGCAGUGAGAAACUUCAUUUCAUUGUCAUUAAGGGGCGUGUCUGCAGCUGCUGGUUUUUGCACUGAUGGCAUCCACAGCAUCGGUUUCUUAAGUGGGUGUACUCCUCAUUUACCCUGCUCUGUAUGAAAGCAGCCUGUCCAACAACAGAUCUCUGCACUGUUUCAGUCCACUCUCCAUAGUCCUCCGACGUGUUUACAGACGCCUUUGUUUCCAGAGUUGAACCUUUUUCAGCUGAGAGUGAUGAGAGCUCAAUGCUGAAAACGCUGGACCACAUUGGUUUUAUUUUGAAAGUGAGGGCUACCAGUGUUAAAAACUGAGGCUGUGGACACGAGCCCUGAUGACUAAGAAGACAAUUCUUUAUGUCAGAGCAGCUGGAUUAAACACUUCUUUAUUUCUAGAUUGAGUUUAAGGCCACGUUUGCAUGAAAACGAUCCUCUGAAAAUGGAACCAUUCUUGGUUUUCAACAGUUCAGCGUUCAGACCACAUCUGAAUAAUAACUGCUGUGCACAUGGUUCCUGAUAAAUGGCUAAAAUUAGGGAGGAGUGCAAGGAUGGAAUGUUUAAUAAACAUCCGGGAUGACAUCAUCUUCAAAGGCAAGGCUAGAAUGUUUGAGAAACUUUAAAGGAUGACAUCAUCUUCAAAGGCAAGGUUAGAAUGUUUUAGAAACAAUAAAUGACAUCAUCUUCAAAGGCAAAGCUAGAAUGUUUUAGAAACUCUAAAGGAUGACAUCAUCUUCAAAGGCAAGGCUAGAAUAUUUGAGAAACUUUAGGGGUUGACAUCAUCUUUAAAGGCAAGGCUAGAAUGUUUGAGAAACAAUAAAUGACAUCAUCUUCAAAGGCAAGGCUAGAAUAUUUGAGAAACUUUAGGGGUUGACAUCAUCUUCAAAGGCAAGGCUAGAAUGUUUGAGAAACAAUAAAUGACAUCAUCUUCAAAGGCAAGGCUAGAAUAUUUGAGAAACUUUAGGGGUUGACAUCAUCUUCAAAGGCAAGGCUAGAAUGUUUGAGAAACAAUAAAUGACAUCAUCUUCAAAGGCAAGGCUAGAAUAUUUGAGAAACUUUAGGGGUUGACAUCAUCUUCAAAGGCAAAGCUAGAAUAUUUGAGAAACAAUAAAGGAUGACAUCAUCUUCAAAGGCAAGGCUAGAAUGUUUGAGAAACAUUAAAGGAUGACAUCAUCUUCAAAGGCAAGGAUAGAAUGUUUGAUAAAAACUAAAGAAUUACAUCAUCUUUAAAGGCAAAGCUAGAAUAUUUGAGAAACAAUAAAGGAUGACAUCAUCUUUAAAGGCAAAGCUAGAAUAUUUGAGAAACAAUAAAGGAUGACAUCAUCUUUAAAGGCAAGGAUAGAAUGUUUGAGAAACAUUAAAGGAUGACAUCAUCUUCAAAGGCAAGGAUAGAAUGUUUGAUAAAAACUAAAGAAUUACAUCAUCUUUAAAGGCAAAGCUAGAAUAUUUGAGAAACAAUAAAGGAUGACAUCAUCUUCAAAGGCAAAGCUAGAAUAUUUGAGAAACAAUAAAGGAUGACAUCAUCUUCAAAGGCAAGGCUAGAAUGUUUGAGAAACAUUAAAGGAUGACAUCAUCUUCAAAGGCAAAGCUAGAAUAUUUGAGAAACAAUAAAGGAUGACAUCAUCUUUAAAGGCAAGGAUAGAAUGAAGCUGUGGUUGUUGGGACCUUUUUCCCUCCACUUUUCCCCCAAUCACAGGCCAUGGCAACUUUUGUAAAAGUGGGAUGAACUGGCGAGGAGUGGGAGAAAUCUCUUCCUGGACGCCAUUGUCUACAGGCUCUGGGUUGCUUCAACUGAACCACGCCCACCUCUUUCUCCUUCAAGGAUGCUGAUUGGUCCGGUCAUGCUUGGACCAGGAAGAAGUGAAUCAGCUCAAAGCUUUAAAAGAUGGAUCUGCCUGAUGACGUUUUGAAUGUGGACAGCCUGUCAGCGUUGAAAGGUUAACCCAGGACGCCGUUGUCGUGUUGAGAUGAGAGUGAGGGUUUCCAUUUUCAGAGAUCGCCGUGUAAACGUGGCCUCAUUGAUCCUAGGAGUCUGUAUUGAUCAGCUCUGUUGUUUCAGUGUGUUUCUGCCGUGCUGCGUUGGCGUCUGUUUGAAGGAGGCGUGCGGCGGUAAUGAAGAGUGGGCGGAGCCCUCUGGCGUCUCUUAGAAAUGUCCUAAAAGUUCCUGUGAUGGAAGCAGACUAAAGAGUAGCACAGGUUUGUUCUGCCGUUUCAUUUUUACCUUCAGGUUGUUUUUUAACCAAUCAGAAUGCUCGAAGGCGCUGAAAAUAACAAACCUGUCCGGUUUAAACCAGCAGAACGCUGUUUCUUCUUUCUUUCAUGGUUUCACUCUGAAAGGGUUUACAAAAUAAAAGCCUGUUUUAUUUUCCCACUGAGGGUGUUUUAUUACAGCAGAAUUUAAAGAGACAGUGUCUAUUUUCCGUGUGAUUGUGCUUUUCAUGUUGCAUUUAAAAAAUGUAUUUGACAAAUGAAAACGUUAAAAUAUUCAUGAAUGUGAGGACGAAUUGGCCAGAAGUGUCAAGGAGAAAAAACAAAAUUUAUUUUCAUGUUUGAAGCUCGCCGCGGGGAUCCCCGAGACCGAAGGUUGUCACUGAUAUCAGGAUUUAAUCUCUGAGAGGACUCAUGUAGAGAUGAACUUUAAUAACCUUUGAUAACAAAUAUUAAAGUCCUUCAGAAAUGGAGGAAUUCUUGGUUUGACCAUAAAUCAACAGUGAACUCUUAGAUAUGAGACGUUCUCUCUCAAAUGUUUCUGAUGUUCUAGAAAAGUUCAGACAGCUCUCUUUAUCUGCUGCAGCUUUAGUUUGAGAAUACGACUGAAGGGAUGACGUUUAAAAGGCUCAGUAUUCCAGCCUGUAGAUCGUUAAGAGAACACGUUCUGUUUAAAAGUCCGAGGUUCUAGAACAAUCUUACUGAGAGCUAGAACCCGUAGACUGGUUCCACCCUGAGGAAGGAGGAUCCUCGUCGGCUGGAGCUCAGACGGCAGAUUUUACGGUCACACUUGAGGAACAUUCGAUCUGAGCUUUGACUUUUUGUGUUUCUGUCUCUGUAGAAUGAGAAGUGAUGGAAUCAGCCUUUAAAUAAACGAUUUUCUCCCUCAA